UCGUUUAACUCAUCCCAAUUCAUAUACAAAGAACACACAAAAAAGGAGCUAGCUUAAGGCAAAAGACAAUCUAAACGCUCCGCAAUGGCGAUCACACGCGCAUCCUUUUCCAUUUGCCUCAUCCUCUCCUUGGUUACCAUUGCCACCGCUGAUUACUACUCUCCCUCAUCUCCUCCGGUUUACAAAUCACCGGAACACAAACCCACACUUCCACCUCCAGUUUACACUCCACCGGUUUACAAGCCUACACUUUCACCUCCGGUUUACACUAAGCCAACUAUUCCACCUCCGGUCUACACUCCACCGGUUUACAAGCCUACUCCCUCACCUCCAGUUUACACCAAACCAACUAUCCCACCUCCGGUCUACACUCCACCGGUUUACAAGCCUACUCUCUCCCCACCGGUUUACACUAAGCCAACUAUCCCGGUUUACACUAAGCCAACUAUCCCACCUCCAGUUUACACUCCACCGGUUUACAAGCCUACUCUAUCCCCACCGGUUUACACUAAGCCAACUAUCCCACCUCCGGUUUACACUCCACCGGUUUACAAGCCUACUCUCUCACCACCGGUUUACACUAAGCCAACUAUCCCACCUCCGGUUUACACUCCACCGGUUUACAAGCCUACUCCUUCAGCUCCGGUCUACAAAAAGUCUCCAAUCUAUUCUUCUCCACCCCCUCCAUAUGUGCCUAAACCAACCUACACUGCACCCACCAAACCAUACGUCCCAGAGAUUCUUAAGGCUGUUGAUGGCAUCAUCCUAUGCAAAAACGGCUACAAAACCUACCCUAUUCUAGGAGCAAAGGUAAAAAUUGUGUGCUCCGACCCAGCAUCAUACGGGAAAGACAAGAACGAGGUUGUGAUCUACAGCAAUCCCACUGACUCUAAGGGUUACUUCCACGUGUCGUUGACCGACAUCAAGGAUCUAGCUUACUGCCGUGUCAAGCUUUACACAUCUCCCAUCGAGUCUUGCAAUAACCCGACAAAUGUCAACAAGGGUCUCACAGGAGUUCCCUUGUCGUUGUACGGAUACCGUUUCUACUCCGACAAAAACUUGAAGCUCUUCAGCGUCGGACCUUUCUACUACACCGGUCCUAAGGCUGCUCCCGCCACUCCCAAAUAUUGAUGGUGAUGAUCACAUUAUUAUGAUGAUCUGGCAUGCAUGAUGCAUUAUUUGAGGUCACUUAAAUCAAUAUUUUUUGUUUUUUGAGUUUUUUUUUCCCUUCAUUUGUUUGUUUGUUCCGAACCUUCCGAUUUCAUUUGAUUCGCAGCAUUCCCAUAUGCAAUCUAUCAUUUUGGUUAUGCUUUUAUUUUAUAUAAAUUAUACAAUAAAUUCUAAGAGGAACUUUAUUGUCUGA
Messenger RNA from Camelina sativa (false flax), 1363 nucleotides. The record is from RefSeq and is a predicted model, not a curated record. Lineage: Eukaryota; Viridiplantae; Streptophyta; Magnoliopsida; Brassicales; Brassicaceae.